ACCUCACGAGUGCAAACAUGUCGAUUGCAGAAUUAGAUCCGUUGUUUAGUAAAGCAUUAAGGUUAAUGCGUUCCAAGAGUAAGGAUUCUACUGAACAACUGAGACGUUUGUAUGAUGAAGUAGUUUCUUCAAGACGAGUGUCAAAGCCAGGUAAGCAUUUAGAAGGCAAAGAUUCCAAAGAGGAUUUGACUCCUACUCCUAGUAAAUCCGAAUCUUCUCAUUCUACGAAGGAAUCAAAGGAUACAGUUAAAACACAUACAAAGUCUGUAAUCCAGACAAAUCAAAGAAACGGGAUGCUGAGAAAGACGUUUGAUAAGCUUAGCAAAGAUAUACAGGAGCUCAAUCAAGAAGCUUCACCAGCCAAAAAGGCUCGUGUUGAGCAACGUUCACCUAAAGAUCUUCCCGAUGACCCUCUUCAAGGUCUGCCUGAUGAUACCGAUGCUGGCGAUUUCGCUAUGGAGAUGGGUCUGGCUUGUGUUGCGUGCAGGGGAAUCGAUGUUGCAUCUGGCAACCAGUUGGUUGAAUGUCAGGAGUGCCACAGCCUAUACCAUCAACUGUGCCAUAAACCAUCUGUAACUGAUCAAGAAGUGAAUGAUCCACGAAACAUUUGGAACUGUGCACGGUGUAUGAAGAUGCUCAAGAAGAUCAGCAAAAGCGGAAAAGAGAGCAAUGGCAACAGCAGCUCAGGAAACAGUCGUGAUAGCAGCAGCAGUCUGGCAGCGUCGAAGACAAGUGCUAAAUCGAGCAGCAAGCCAGAACUGCUGCAGGCCUUCAAGCGAACAGAGAUCAAGGAUAAGACCUCGGUUUCUGGAGGGAUUGCCUCCAGUGGAACACCGCUGCAGGGAUUAGCUGCACUCGCUGCAAAUCUUGGAGGAAAAUCCACUUCAAAGUCAUCGCAGUCCAGUAGUUUAAAGUCGACCACGAAGACGUCUGCCAGCACAGGGUCCCUGUCUUUAAGUAGCAAGGCAGAGCCAAAGACACAUGGUAUGAGCGACUCAACAAAACCACCGAAGUCGAGUGUGCAUGGCACAUCUGGCCAGAAAAGCGAGAAGGGCACGGCGGGGAAGUCCGGAGAGAAAUCGCUGUCCGUGAAAGUCGGCGAGAAGGCGGGCAAGUCGUCGAGUGAAAAAGCAUCGGCGUCGCCGGGGCGAUCUGGCUCGAGUCCGAAGGCGAGCAGCAAGGGGUCCGGCUCCAAGUCGAGCUCUGCCAAACAUGGCGGCGACGGCAAGGAGGGCAAAGAGAAAGAGCGAGACGGAAAGCAGAAGGAGAGCGGCUCGUCGGCGAAGUCGCAUGCUAGUAAGGGGGAGAAGAGCAGCAAGAGCAGCACCUCUUCAUCGAAGUCCUCUUCCAACAGCAAGGCUUCUUCUGGCUCAGUGGGCGGCGCGAAAGCGGCUCAGAGUGUGAGCGCUAGUGAGAAGAGCAAGAAGAAGGGCGCACCUUCCAAGUCGUCCGAGAAAUCUAGAGGGAAGUAGUGAAGAGUUUAUAGAUCUGUGCGUAGAGAAUAUGUCGUCAGCAAACUAUUUUGUAUAGCAAAGAAGCGUGUGAGGUUGGAUCCGUGUGAGAGGAACGUUGUGCCUGUGAUACCAGGGUGUAGAUACUUAGACUGUCCAAUGAUUUUUGCGAGGUCUUUACUAUGUGUUCCUGUAUAAAAAGUCUUGCAGUAGAUCAUGGACCAAAUCAUUUAAGACCAUUUUCGCAGGCGUUUUGAAUAAAAAGGAUGUAUAUUUAAAAAACGGACAGCUUUUUAAGUAGAUGGAAACUAUAGUGGGAAAACUAUAGUGAAGUAUGUAUUCUUAUGUUUAUUUCAUUUCAUGUAGUGGGAUGCAGCUAAUUAUAUAGUGGCGCUGGCAUGUCUGCAAAUGUGUGCAGCAGUGAUAGCUACACAGAUCUAAACAGCUUUAUCUGUAGUGCUUGUAUUUGUCGUGUCGGGUAAAAUCCAAGAAGACUGCUUCCGAUUAAAGCUGGCGGCAUAGGAACAAAGCAAGCACCUACAUUCCCCAUAACAUGAAAAAUAGCUCGGUGUUGGUUAUCUUCAUCCAAUAGUCAUUUCCUUCGGGAGUUCCAUACCCUUGUGUAAAUGCCAUAAGAUGCAUCUGUAUCACGCAUGCUGUUGUAGUAAUUCUAGGUAGCUGACGAUGAUAUGUAAUACUGGAGCCUGAAAAUGUUUUUAUUAGGGGUGCGGACAGGAUAAAAGUACGGAUCUACCUAUGUGUACCGUGCCUGGGAUAGUGGAAGGGACUGCAGUGAUGUCCAGCAGAAAUCAUGACGUAAGUGAUUGUGUAUCAUAUUUCAAUUUCAUAGAAAUAAACUUUUUUGGACAUCGA
Molecule: messenger RNA, 2324 nt
Organism: Priapulus caudatus
Lineage: Eukaryota; Metazoa; Priapulida; Priapulimorpha; Priapulimorphida; Priapulidae
Product: integrator complex subunit 12-like
Exons: 8
Coding region: 18-1472 (484 amino acids)
Biological process (GO): snRNA 3'-end processing
Cellular component (GO): integrator complex
Source: RefSeq, a predicted model, not a curated record